Physella acuta is the source of this 4128-nucleotide messenger RNA. RefSeq names its product ATP-dependent RNA helicase DHX8. The record is from RefSeq and is a predicted model, not a curated record. Lineage: Eukaryota; Metazoa; Mollusca; Gastropoda; Physidae. Gene Ontology annotation, cellular component: catalytic step 2 spliceosome; intracellular anatomical structure. Gene Ontology annotation, molecular function: RNA helicase activity; ATP binding; RNA binding. Gene Ontology annotation, biological process: spliceosomal complex disassembly; mRNA splicing, via spliceosome.
UCAAUUCAAUACAUAAACAAAAAGUAAAAGUUAUACGGAUAAACAUGGAUGAAAUACAAAAGCUUGAAUACCUGUCUCUGGUGUCAAAAGUUUGUACAGAGCUUGAAAACCAUUUAGGGAUUAAUGAUAAAGACUUAGCUGAAUAUGUAAUUGAUUUAGCUGACAAAAACAACACAUUUGUUACAUUUAAGAAAGCCUUGGAGGAAAGAGAUGCUCAUUUCUCUGAAUCUCUCAUUGCCAACCUCUUAAGGCUCAUCCAAAAGAUGAAACCAAAGCCUAAAAGUUUUGAAGAAGCAGAAAAGUAUGAAGAUCAAAAAGAUGAUCCUGAUUUAAAAAAGAAAUUAUUUCCUGGUCUUGCCUUACCUAAUGACCCACAAGUCAGAAGCAUGUUGAUUGGCGACACUAAUAGCAGUGAUGAAGAGGAUACAGGACUGAAAAAAGAACAGAUUACACCUGAGUAUAAAGAAGAAAAACCUAGCUUUUCAAAAGCAGGAGAUGAAUCUGUUGCUAAUUCCAUGAUGAUGGAACUUGAAGCCCUGCUGGGCAAGGCAAACAAAAAAACUGAUGAUGCUCCUGUGAAAAAGAGACGCAAAAGCCGCAGUAGGAGUCGAAGCAGAAGUCGAAGCAGAGACAGAAAUAGAAGAAGGAAAAAACGUUCUCGGAGUAGACAUAGAUCUCGUAGUAGGUCACGAUCUAGCAGUAGAUCCAGAUCUAGACACAGAAGACAUCGUAGAAGCAGAUCCAGAUCACGAAGCAAAGACAGGGGCAGAAAAACUAAAGACACCUCAGACCGUAACAUUAGAGAUUCAGACAAAACAAAAGUUAAAGAUGCUUACAAUGACAUCCCUUUGGAGCCUGUUGUUGGAUCAAUUUAUGAAGGAAAAAUAACUUCCAUCCUACCUUUUGGUUGUUUUGUGCAAUUGGAGGGACUUCGAAAACGUUGGGAAGGUCUGGUUCACAUUUCACAGCUAAGGAGAGAAGGUCGUGUUACCAAUGUAAGCGAUGUGGUCACCAAAGGUCAAAAAGUGAAGGCAAAAGUUUUAUCUUUUACUGGCAACAAACCAAGUUUAUCCAUCAAGGAUGUGGAUCAAAGGACAGGAGAAGAUCUGAACCCCAGCCGUGUACAUGUUGGUGGUGAGGUCAGGGGAGAGGACCUUGAUGCCCGUAACCCUGACCGUCCCAGUACACUGCCCUUGGUGGAUGCCCCAGAACUGGAGGAUGAGAAAUCUGAGAUGAAAACUUUCAAGCGUCUGUCAUCCCCUCAGCGCUGGGAGCUGAAGCAGAUGAUGGCUGCUAAUUGUAUAGAUGUUACAGCUUUGCCAGACUUUGAUGAGGAGACUGGUUUACUGCCUAAGGAAGAUGACUCAGAUGAGGAUGUUGAGGUUGAAAUGGUUGAGGAAGAACCCCCUUUCCUUCGAGGUCAUGGCAGACACUGGGUAGAGUUGAGUCCUGUCAAGAUUGUUAAGAACCCUGAUGGCUCCCUAGCUCAGUCUGCUAUGAUGGGCAAUGCCCUGCAGAAAGAGCGUAGAGAGAUGAAACAAGCUCAGAGAGAGGCAGAGGUCAACUCAGUUCCCACAGUGUUAAAUAAUGACUGGAUUGAUCCAAUGCCUGAAGAUGGUGGUAGAACACUAGCUGCCAAUAUGCGAGGUGUGGGGAUGGCACCGAAAGAGGAGCCAGAGUGGAAGAAGCACAUAAGUGGUGGAGCUAAAGCCUCGUAUGGCAAGAAAGAGAAGAAAUCAAUUAUUGAACAACGACAAAGCUUGCCAAUCUACAAACUAAAAGAUGAUCUGCUUAAGGCUGUGUCAGACAAUCAGAUACUCAUUGUCAUUGGAGAGACAGGGUCAGGUAAAACAACACAGAUCACGCAGUACCUAGCCGAGGCUGGCUACACCACCAGGGGGAAAAUUGGCUGCACACAGCCCAGGAGAGUGGCCGCCAUGUCUGUGGCCAAGAGAGUGUCUGAAGAGUUUGGUUGUCGUCUGGGUCAGGAAGUUGGCUACACCAUUCGUUUUGAGGACUGCACCAGCGCAGAGACCAAGAUCAAGUACAUGACUGAUGGUAUGUUGCUCAGGGAGUGUCUGAUUGAUGGUGACCUCACUCAGUAUGCUGUCAUCAUGUUGGAUGAGGCUCACGAGAGAACCAUUCACACAGAUGUUUUGUUUGGUCUUCUCAAGCAGGCUGUAAAAAAGAGGCAGGAAUUGAAGCUUAUAGUUACAUCUGCAACACUUGACGCUGUCAAAUUUUCCCAGUAUUUCUAUGAAGCUCCCAUUUUCACAAUUCCUGGCCGCACAUAUCCUGUGGCUAUUCUCUACACCAAGGAAGCAGAAACAGAUUAUUUGGAUGCUUCCCUUAUAACUGUCAUGCAGAUCCACUUAACUGAACCUCCAGGUGAUAUAUUGUUGUUUUUAACUGGUCAAGAGGAAAUCGACACAGCUUGUGAAAUUCUGUAUGAGAGGAUGAAAGCCUUAGGACCUGAAGUUCCUGAACUCAUUAUUCUACCUGUUUACAGUGCUCUCCCUUCUGAGAUGCAGACCAGAAUCUUUGAGCCAGCUCCCCCUGGUUCUCGUAAGGUUAUUAUUGCCACCAACAUUGCAGAGACAUCAUUAACCAUUGAUGGUAUCUACUACGUGGUUGAUCCAGGUUUUGUCAAGCAAAAUGUUUACAACUCUAAAACUGGGAUGGAUCAACUUAUUGUCACCCCCAUCUCACAGGCCCAAGCCAAACAGAGGGCAGGCAGAGCAGGACGCACAGGUCCAGGUAAAUGCUACAGGUUGUACACAGAGAGAGCCUACAGAGACGAGAUGUUGUCCACCAAUGUCCCUGAGAUCCAGCGUACCAACCUGGCCUCCACUGUUCUCAGUCUUAAGGCCAUGGGCAUCAACGACCUGCUUUCUUUUGAUUUCAUGGACGCCCCACCCAUGCAGACACUUAUAUCAGCUAUGGAGCAGCUGCAUGCCCUUAGUGCGUUAGACGAUGAAGGUCUUCUCACUCGGCUCGGCAGAAGGAUGGCUGAGUUCCCUCUAGAGCCUAUGUUGUCUAAAAUGUUGAUCAUGUCUGUCCAUUUGGCAUGCAGUGAUGAGAUAUUGACCAUUGUCUCCAUGCUCAGCGUUCAAAAUGUUUUUUACAGACCCAAGGACAAACAAGCUGUGGCAGAUUCCAAAAAAGCCAAGUUCCACCAAGCUGAGGGGGACCACUUGACUUUACUGGCCGUGUACAAUUCCUGGAAGAACAACAAGUUCUCAAGUCCUUGGUGCUAUGAAAACUUUGUACAGAUAAGAACAUUAAAGAGGGCCCAAGAUGUCAGGAAACAGAUGCUGGGGAUCAUGGACAGACACAAGCUUGAUGUUGUGUCCUGCGGAAAAAACACAGUUCGUGUACAGAAAGCCAUCUGCAGUGGUUUUUUCCGCAAUGCUGCUAAGAAAGAUCCUCAAGAAGGCUACAAGACCAUUGUUGACAGUCAGGUUGUUUACAUUCACCCAUCCAGUGCCCUCUUCAACAGGCAGCCAGACUGGGUUAUCUACCAUGAGCUUGUGUUGACCACCAAAGAGUACAUGAGAGAAGUCACAGCUAUAGACCCCAAAUGGCUGGUGGAGUUUGCUCCCAAAUUUUUCAAACACUCCGACCCCACCAAACUGAGCAAACAGAAGAAACAACAGAAGAUUGAACCAUUGUAUAACAAAUAUGAGGAACCUAAUUCAUGGCGUAUCUCUAGGGCAUUUAGGAAGUUCCACACUAAAGUUACCUUUUGAUUUACUGUACAUUCUUAUGUAUUUUUUGUCACUAAUCUUAUCUAGUAUAGUAAAACAAAUUAUACUGAUAUGUAACACUUGCAAGAAUUGUAGGUAUAAAGCUUUUUGAAACAUUUGCAAUUAAUUUUUAGCAUUACUGUAAAAAGUUAAAAAAAGCAAAAUGCUUUUUUUUUGUUUUUUUAAUACUGGAGAUUUUUUAAAAAAUAAACAAAGUAAAAAAAUUGCUAAAAGUGUAUAUAAUGGAACUCCUUAAAAAAUAAUUUCAUGUUUACUUUUGACAAAGAUGUGAGUGUAUGUUCAGUACUUUAAAAAAUGUGAAAUGUAUAAAGUGAAACCAGUAUAGGCAUUGACUAUGACAAUAAAAAAGUGAUAAGAACAA